AAAUUGUGAGAAACUUGCACGGAAAUUCUAGUUUCAGCCAUCUAAUAACACCAUCAAGAAGGUAAACACUUGAAAGCUUGUAUAUAUAAAGCAUUAGAGCUCAGACACUUCACCUCUAGCUAUAAGCCCAGGUCGUAAUAUUGCUGGUUCUUCAAAUUAUUGGCUUAAACAUUUAUGGCAAGUAAUCAAGGAGGAUCUUCUUCAAACUCUUCCAACUCCAAUUCAACCCAAAGAACUUGGAAGUAUGACAUCUUCUUGAGUUUUAGGGGUGAAGACACUCGUAAAGGCUUCACUGACCACUUGUACCAUGCACUAGAUAAGAGUGGGCUUAAGGUUUUCAGAGAUGAUGAAGAACUUGAGAGAGGAGAAGUCAUUUCCAAAGAACUCAAACAAGCAAUUGAGGAUUCUCUAUUUGCAAUUGUUGUUCUCUCAAAAAAUUAUGCCUCUUCUUCAUGGUGUUUAGAUGAGCUUAAACAUAUUCUUUACUCAAGAAACAAUUUGUCUCAACAAGUUUUCCCCAUAUUUUAUGAUGUAAAUCCAUCUGACGUACGGCAUCAAAGAGAAAGUUUUGCCGAAGCUUUUGCUAGGCAUCAAAUGCUUCAAAGGGACAAUGAGGUCAUGAAAUGUUGGAGAGAUUCUCUCAGGGAGGUUUCAGACUUAUCUGGUUGGGAUUGCAAUAAAUAUAGGUCUGAAGCAGAACUUGUUGACACAGUGGUUGAGGAGUUGUGGACCAAAUUACAUCCUAGACUACCACCUUAUACUGAAGGACUCAUUGGAAUUGACAAUAAAGUGGAACAACUAGAGCCACUGUUGGAGAUAGGUUCGAAUGAUGUUCGGUUUGUAGGAAUAUGGGGCUUAGGGGGUGUUGGGAAGACAACAAUUGCUUGGGUUGUUUUUGAGAAAUAUUGUAGCCAAUUUGAUAUUAGUUGCUUUCUUCACAAUGUUAGGGUAGCUUCCAAAAGAGAUGGUGGCGAGGUUCAGUUACAAAGUCAAUUUCUUUCAAAACUCAAAAGAAGAAACAUGAAAAUUGAAAACAGCUAUGAAGGGAAGAAAAUAAUCCAAAACCGUUGUUGCAAUAAAAAGGUUUUACUUAUCCUUGAUGACGUUAGCCAUACAACCCAUUUAGAAAAUUUGGCUAAUAGCCCAAACUGGUUUGGUGCUGGGAGUAGAGUGAUCAUAACAACUAGGCAUUUAGACUUGUUACGUGGAGCGCGUGUAGCAUAUCAACACGAGGUUAAAACUAUGAACCCAAAUGAAGCCCUUCAACUCUUUUGUCAGAAAGCAUUUGGAAGAAGUGAGCCUCAGGAGGAUUUGUUGGAGCUGUCUAAAAUUGUUUGUGAUUAUGCAGGAGGCCUUCCUUUAGCUCUCUCUGUUUUGGGCUCUUUUUUUUGUGGAAAAAGUAUUGUGCAAUGGGAAGAUGCUUUGGAUAUGUUGAGGAAAGAUGCCUUGGGAAUGUUGAGGAAAGAUCCCCAUGAAGAUAUUUUUGGGAUACUUAAAAUAAGUUUUGAUGCAUUAACUGAUAUAGAACAAGCAAUAUUUUUAGAUAUUGCUUGCUUCUUCAAUGGUUGGAGCAAAAACAAAAUAACAAAAAUAUUAGAAAAUUGUGGUUUUAAUGGAAAAAUUGGAAUAACAACUCUCCAAGAAAAAUCUAUGCUGAAGGAAUAUGGCAGUACUUUAGUGAUGCAUGAUUUGGUGGAACAAAUGGGUAGGAAAAUUGUUGUGGAUAAGUCUUCUAAUUAUGUUGGAAACCGUAGUAGAUUGUGGACUAAUGAAGACAUUGAUAAAGUUAUGGAAAACAAUUUAGGUACAAAUGAAAUACAAGGUAUGGUUUCAUCCACAUCUUGUGACACAUUUUGGGAUUUUGAACCAUUUUCAACAUUGCAUAAUGUUGUUUACCAAGGCACAAAAGAAAUAAAAGGUAUGGCCUCAUCCACAUCUUAUAAGGCAUUUUGGGAUCCUGAAGCAUUUUCAACAUUGCACAACCUCAGAUUACUGAUGAUAUCAAGUGAUUUUCAUCUCCCUAAUGGCCUCAAAUGUCUUUCUCAUGCUUUGAAAGUACUUUAUUGGACAAAAUAUCCUCUAAACACUCUUUCUUCUGGAACCCGAUUGCAUGAACUUGUUGAUCUUAGAAUGAAUCAUAGCAAAUUAAAGAAACUUAGCCUGUGCUCAAAGAAUUUGAAGAUUUUGGACUUGCGUUAUUCCAAAAACUUGAUUGAAACUCCUGAUUUUUUGGAAAUUCCAAACCUGGAAAGAUUGGAACUCGAAGGUUGUGAAGAACUUGUUGACCUUCAUGCUUCGAUCGGACAACUCAAAAAGUUGCAAAAAUCUUAG
Messenger RNA from Neltuma alba, 2331 nucleotides. Its product is annotated as TMV resistance protein N-like. Lineage: Eukaryota; Viridiplantae; Streptophyta; Magnoliopsida; Fabales; Fabaceae. Gene Ontology annotation, biological process: signal transduction; defense response. Gene Ontology annotation, molecular function: ADP binding. The transcript has 6 exons. The record is from RefSeq and is a predicted model, not a curated record. Bases 175 to 2331 code for a protein of 718 amino acids.